Messenger RNA from Aureococcus anophagefferens, 1116 nucleotides. RefSeq lists its product as hypothetical. Gene Ontology annotation, molecular function: mRNA 5'-diphosphatase activity. Bases 76 to 1101 code for a protein of 341 amino acids. The transcript has a single exon. Gene Ontology annotation, cellular component: nucleus; cytosol. Lineage: Eukaryota; Pelagophyceae; Pelagomonadales; Pelagomonadaceae. Gene Ontology annotation, biological process: NAD-cap decapping; nuclear-transcribed mRNA catabolic process. The record is from RefSeq and is a predicted model, not a curated record.
UGACAAUGUGCCGGAGCAUGGGGAGCGGAAAUGCGAAGAUCUUGCGCUCAUAAAUUCGAGACGCUGCGCCGAUAGAUGCGCAUCGUCUCCUCGGUCAUCGGCAUGUCCUCCGUCAUCUCGCGCCUGCCGGUCGGUCCUCACGCGCGCGGCCCGCCGAAGGGCCAGCCGUCGACGCCCUACGCGCAGCCGGUCGAGGUCGGCGCCUUCAGCCGCGACCGCGCCGGCGGCGUCCAUUACGACCGGCGCGCCCUGCGCACGUACCGCGAGCCGCGCCUGCCGAGCCCGCUGUCCGCGGGCUUCAACGACUUCGUGCCGAAGCGGAACGACCUCGCCGCGUCCGAGGCGGCGCUCGUCGCCGCGGCGGAGAAGUUUCCGGACGCGAAACGCGCGGCGUUCGUGACCUACCGCAACAACCUCAACAAGCUCUGCGCGACGCCCUACAGCGACGACGACUGGGAGAUGGGCGUGUCGCGCCUCGCCGACGGCCGCGCGCUCCUGAGCGUCCGCGAGACGGAGCGGCGAAGGCGCAACGACGCGGCCCAAACGGACGACGAGCGGCUCUGGUCCUUCUUCGGCUACCGCUUCGAGGCCCUGUGCACGGACGACGACGCGACGCGGCCCGUCGACGCGAACGAGGAGUUCGUCGGCGUCUUUGCGUGCAAGCUCGGCGACCACCGAGUGUGCGUCGCGGCCGAGAUCGACUGCGAGGACGACGGCGGCUACGUCGAACUCAAGACGAACAAGCUUCUCACCACCCCCCGCCAGGUGCGCACCUUCGAGCGCUUCAAGCUCUUCAAGUUCUGGCUCCAGUCGUUCCUCGUCGGCACGCCGGCCGUCGUCGUCGGCUUCCGCGACGACGCGGGCGAGUGCUCCAAGCGGCAGCGCUUCGACACGCUGAAGCUGCCGGCGCUGGGCGCGAAGCACUGGCAGCCGAGGGUCGCGCUCCACUUCGCGGACAGCGCGCUCUCGUGGCUCGGCGACGCGACGCGGGCCGCGUGGGCCGACGAGCCGGACGCCGAGCUCGUGGUGCGCUUCGAGCCGUCGGAGCGCAGCGUCGUGUUAUUGCGAGCGGACCGCGCGAAGAAGGCGCGGACGGACUAACUAGGCGCCGGUCUG